Molecule: messenger RNA, 1781 nt
Organism: Anopheles coustani
Lineage: Eukaryota; Metazoa; Arthropoda; Insecta; Diptera; Culicidae
Exons: 2
Coding region: 1-1617 (538 amino acids)
Biological process (GO): fatty-acyl-CoA biosynthetic process; long-chain fatty acid metabolic process
Molecular function (GO): long-chain fatty acid-CoA ligase activity
Source: RefSeq, a predicted model, not a curated record
AUGAGCACGGACGAGAAAUACGUUUUCUACGGCGGACCACUGGAAGAGCCGAUCGAGGCGGGAUGUCGUUCGCUGGGCGAGCUGAUCAUCAAGCGGCUGAAGGAGAAUGGAGACGAAGUAGCUUUCAUUGAUGCGGUGACGGAUGAGAAGUUCACGUACGCCGAUGUGCUGGAGCGCUCGGUGCGGUUGGCGAACCGGUUCCACCGGGUGGGUAUCAAGAAGGACACGGUGGUGGCGGUGAUGUGCGAGAACCGCAUCGAGCUACCGAUCGUCACGUUUGCCGCGACGUACCUUCGGGCGAUCCCGAUCCUGCUCAAUCCGGGCUACACCGCCUCCGAACUGGCACACGUCCUGAAGCAUACGCAACCACGAGCAAUCUUUGCGUCCCCGUUUGCAAUGACCACCCUGCAACCGCUCCUGCGCACGGUUCGAUCGGUGAAACUGACCGUACUCUUUGGUGACAAACGACCUCACCCAAAGGUGACUUUGUUCCGCGAGCUGUUCGACCGUAACCGGGCUCAGUUCAUCACCUUCACACCGCAACCGGUUCAGGUAAACGAUCAGGUCGGGCUAAUGAUACUGUCCUCCGGUACAACGGGACUCCCUAAAGCGGUCCAAUUGACGCACUACAACGUGAUGUGUGUGCUGGCGUACAUGCGCGAGAAUGCUAGUAUCUUCCCAUUCGAGCAGAUUUGUCUCGGACUGCUGCCGUACUUCCACGUGUACGGCUACAUGGUGCUGCUGCACUCGCUACUCAACAAACGCCAGCUAGUGUCACUGCCAAAGUUCGAACCGACCCUCUUCCUAUCGUCAAUCGAGAAGUACCGGGUGACGAUCGCCUCCCUAGCACCACCGCUGAUGGUCUUUCUAGCUAAGAGCCCCCUGGUAGACAAAUACGAUCUCAGCUCGCUGGUGUUCCUCGGUUGCGGAGCGGCUCCACUAAGCAAGGAGCUCGAGCUGGCGGUUAUGAAGCGUCUGCCGAAGCUGCAGAUGAUUCUGGUCGGGUACGGACUGAGUGAGACUUCGCUGGGUGUGAUGACCCGCGCCUCGGACGUACACGGAAGCGUCGGCAAGGUGAACAAGCUAAGCUGGGUGAAGGUGGUGGAUGUGGGAACGGGACGCACGCUCGGCCCCAACCAGGUCGGUGAGAUCUGCGUCAAGGGUCCGCUGGUGAUGAAAGGCUACCUGAACAACGCCAAGGAAACGCGUGAAAUGUUCGACCGGGAUGGCUGGCUGCAUACCGGCGACACCGGGUACUUUGACGAGGACGAGAACUUCUUCAUCGUCGACCGCAUCAAGGACCUGAUCAAGUACAAAGGCUUCCAGGUGCCACCGGCCGAGGUGGAGGCAGUCCUGCUGACGCACCCAUCGAUCAGGGACUGCGCCGUGAUAGGACUGCCGGAUGCGGCCGCCGGUCAGCUUCCGUUGGCGUUCGUCGUGCUUCAACCUGGUGCCAAUGUGAGCGAAGCGGAAGUACGGGAGUACGUCGCCAGCCGAUUGUCCAAGCAGAAGCAACUGCACGGUGGCGUACGGUUCGUGCACGAGAUCCCCAAGACGGCCAGUGGCAAGAUUCUACGCCGUGAGCUGCAGGCUCUGCUCACGAAGGCGAAGCUCUAAGCGCUCCACUUAUCGCGAGUCCCAAGUGAAGUGAUAGCGUACCCGGUUUCUGCAGGUCACUCCGAUAAAAGAACAACACCCCAUAUGACUUGCGGGAACGAGGUAGCCCAUAUAAUCUUGAUGUAGCGUAUAGUCAAUAAAUAAAAACUCCUACCUCCCGGCGC